AUGAAAGAGGCGAAACCCAAAGAUAGAGGCGUACUAUCUUUGAUAGCUGAACUUGGUUCAGAGAGUAGUGCACAUGGAUUAGCACGGAUAGUAUCAUCGAAACAAACCAAAAGACGCCUUAUUUGGACUAUCUUAGUGAUUAUAGGAUUAGCAGCAGCUACUGUACAAUUCUCAAUGUUGGUUAAGAAAUAUCUCCAGUUUCAAGUAGUGGAAGUGUCGGAAGUAAAAGAUAGCAUGCCAGUCGAAUUCCCCGCUAUAACAGUUUGUAAUAUAGAGCCUAUCUCUCUUCGUAAAGUUCGGAAACUUUUAUCUCUUCCAAAUGCUGAUUUGAAAAGGUGGCUAGAGUUUGUGUAUCGUUUUAAAUUCGGGAAGCAAACUGCUCAUUUGACAUCAAUUCGCGCCUUUUAUGAAAAUCUCGGUGAUGAGGCGGAGUAUGUGCGUCACGAACUUAAAGACUUCAUAAAGCAUUGUCGUUUUAACAAAGAUCAAUGUGGUUCCUCUAAUUUUACCAUGUCUUUUGAUGGAAAUUACUACAGUUGUUUUACAUUUAAUCGUGGUCAUUAUGAUAAAAUUCUCAUGCAUUCAACUGGACCAGAAAACGGAUUAUCAUUAAUCUUAGCUGUAGAUAAUGAUAAUCCACCUUUAGGUACUUAUGGAGUAUAUAAUAUUGAUUCCAAUAUCUUACACAGUGCUGGAGUAAGAGUAGUUGUCCAUGCCCCAAAUACAAUGCCCAGUCCAGUGAAUCACGGGAUCGACGUGCCCCCGGGAUACUCAUCCUCUAUAGGUCUUAAAGCAGUUUUACAUACGCGAUUGUCCGAACCUUAUGGAAAUUGUUCUAAUUCUGUCUUAGAAGGUGCUGAAAGCUAUAACAAUACAUUCUUUACGUGUCUUCAAAUGUGUAAACAAAGGAUCAUUAUAGAAAAAUGUCGGUGCAAAUCUUCAGGAUUACCAGAAGUUCAAUCGUCAGCGAAUGUACCGUUCUGUGGCUAUAUUGAAAAUUGGAGAGAUAUGAUCGCUUCACCAAACCAAUAUCCGCAUGAUGUGUAUUUACCACGACUUAUCUGUGAGGAACAUGUUAGUCAUGAAAUGACUACUGAUAGAAGUUACGAAGUGUCUUGUAAGUGUGUGCAACCUUGUCACGAAACGACUUUUCAGAAAUCUGUCUCGCUGUCAUAUUGGCCAUUAGAAUUUUAUCAGUUGAAUAUUCUAGAGUUAUUAUACAAUGGCUCCAUCGAUCAAAAUAGACUUAAAGAAGCUUACACGGUGCUUUCAAAUUUAACGAAACAAGAGAGCAUGAAACAUGAAAGUUCCAAGGAAAAAGAAAACAUGGAAGCGGGUUAUAGUUCACAAGAGCGCGAAGAAGCCGAUAGAGCCUCUAAAUUAAUUCGUCAAAAUCUAUUACGGGUGAAUAUUUAUUUGGAAGAUUUAAGUGUAGUAGAAUUUCGGCAAAUGCCUGCAUAUGACUUGGCGGAUUUAUUUGCUGAUAUUGGUGGUACCAUGGGACUGUGGAUGGGAAUUUCAGUCUUAACCAUAAUGGAAUUAGUAGAACUAGUUAUUAGACUGAUACUAUUAAUGUUUAGAUCUGAAACAAGACAGAUGCCAGAAAAACAAACUAUCCCUAAUGGCAUGGUACAACCAGAAAGAAGACAGUUUUUACAAACAGGUUUUGAAUCGUCAGUGUGA
Messenger RNA from Lottia gigantea (owl limpet), 1683 nucleotides. RefSeq lists its product as hypothetical. The record is from RefSeq and is a predicted model, not a curated record. Gene Ontology annotation, biological process: sodium ion transmembrane transport. Gene Ontology annotation, cellular component: membrane. Bases 1 to 1683 code for a protein of 560 amino acids. Gene Ontology annotation, molecular function: ligand-gated sodium channel activity. The transcript has a single exon. Lineage: Eukaryota; Metazoa; Mollusca; Gastropoda; Lottiidae.